Nerophis lumbriciformis (worm pipefish) is the source of this 1510-nucleotide messenger RNA. It is a transcript of the gene tmprss5, whose product is annotated as transmembrane serine protease 5. Gene Ontology annotation, cellular component: membrane. The record is from RefSeq and is a predicted model, not a curated record. Lineage: Eukaryota; Metazoa; Chordata; Actinopteri; Syngnathiformes; Syngnathidae. Gene Ontology annotation, molecular function: serine-type endopeptidase activity. Gene Ontology annotation, biological process: proteolysis.
GGGCUCCAGAUGAGCGCGCGACGGCACAAGCAAACAAAAUGAAUCCUGAUGGGGACACAUUAUCAGUGAUUGAGAAUACGGUGGCCAUCGGCCAUCCCUUCCGCUCAGAGGAGGCAUCAGUCGUGCGACAAAGCGAGGGAGCGCAGAACUGCUUUAAAGGGUUUCAGACCACACCGCACACUCACAGGCUGCUGAGGAUGCUUGCCGCCGUGUGUGUACUUGGACUCCUGGGAGGUUUGGCUGUCAGUGUCUGGAUAUUAGUCAAGUUUCUUCUGAGGCCGUCGUCCUCUCACCAUUUGGUAGGACUCGGGGACACAAAGGACACGCCGUUCUGCAACGUGACGGAAGACGCUUCCAUUUCCGACCCCAGGAAAGUGUUUUACAGGAUCAGCCCAGAGAACUCCCUGCUGGAGAUCCAGCUCGGAAAGCUGCUCGCCUGGCUACCAGUGUGCUACGAAAGAUGGAACUCCUCUCUGGGAACGCUGGUCUGCAGGCAGCUGGGUUAUCUGAGACUGACCAAGCAGAAAGGAGUGAAUCUGACUGACAUUGGGCCAAACUACACUGAUGGCUUUUUACAGAUAACCUCAGACAACAGGGGCACUCUGGAAAACAUGUGGCAAUUCAGGCGGAGGUGCAUCACUGACAAGGUUAUCGCUUUACAAUGUUUUGAGUGCGGAACACGAGCAAAGCUGCCCAGGAUAAUCGGGGGAGUGGAGGCCUCGCUGGGCAGGUGGCCCUGGCAGGUUAGCCUCUACUACGGCAACCGACACACCUGCGGAGGCUCCAUCAUCACCAGCCAAUGGAUAGUCACAGCUGCUCAUUGUGUGCAAAACUACAGGCUGCCUCAGGUAUCCAGCUGGGCAGCCUACACGGGUCUCGUGACACACUCGGCAAAAAUGACGGAACAUGUGAGGCAUGCCGUGGAGAAGAUCAUCUACAACAAGAACUACAAACAUGUGAGCCACGAUAGCGACAUCGCCUUAAUGAAACUACGGACACCGCUUAAUUUCUCAGAUAUAGUUAGGCCUGUUUGCUUGCCCCAAUACGACUACGAUGUACCUGGAGGUACGCAGUGCUGGAUCUCUGGCUGGGGUUACACACAACCUGACGGUGUUAACUCAUCAAACACCCUAAAAGAGGCCCCCAUUCCCAUAAUAAGCACCAACAGGUGCAACAGCUCCUGCAUGUACAAUGGCGAGAUCACACCGAGGAUGCUCUGUGCCGGAUACACGGAGGGCAAAGUGGACGCCUGUCAGGGAGACAGUGGCGGUCCUUUGGUGUGCCAGGAUGACAACGUGUGGAGAUUGAUGGGGGUUGUCAGCUGGGGAAACGGCUGCGCUGAGCCCAACCACCCCGGAGUCUACACCAAAGUGGCGGAAUUUCUCGGCUGGAUCUAUGAGAUUAUGGAGAAUUACUGAGUCAGACGAGGCCCCCAGCAAUUCAGCAAUUCAGAGCGCUUUCUACAUUUUUACAACACACGUUGAAUGUGAACGUAAAAUUCAGUCUAAAA